This is a messenger RNA of Anguilla anguilla (European eel), 2671 nucleotides long. RefSeq names its product potassium inwardly rectifying channel subfamily J member 9 (gene kcnj9). Gene Ontology annotation, cellular component: plasma membrane. Gene Ontology annotation, biological process: regulation of monoatomic ion transmembrane transport; potassium ion import across plasma membrane. The record is from RefSeq and is a predicted model, not a curated record. The transcript is spliced from 9 exons. NCBI's taxonomy places the organism in Eukaryota, Metazoa, Chordata, Actinopteri, Anguilliformes, Anguillidae. The coding region runs from base 818 to 2329 and encodes 503 amino acids. Gene Ontology annotation, molecular function: inward rectifier potassium channel activity.
UAGCUGCUACUGUAAACAUUUCACGUCUAAUUUAAGAGCACGCCCCCCCGUCUCUCUCUCUUUCUCUCUCUCGCUCUCUCUCUCCCCACCUGCGCACCAUCGCCGAGCCGGUGAUUCACGCUCUCCCCUUUUCAGACCGAUACACGGAUCAUACAGUAGGCUAGCAUACGGAUUGCCUCCAUUUUAACCUCCAAAAACUGACACGCAGGACGUUGGUAAAUUUCGAUUCAAUUUGCGAAUGUUUCCCGGCGUAUUUGCCUUGCGAUGGAAAUAAUUUAAUAGAAGACCCCAGGCUUGGCGAACCAGGAAUACGCGAUGCUGCGAUGCUGGACCCACCCGAUUUGAAUCUCUUGUUCUGCUAAAAAAAAAUGGGUAGACUCGAACUUGAAGCUAGAACAGCGCAUGCCCGGAUCGGCGAAAUGAUUUCAGCUGGAAUAUAAACAGCAAAAAAAGAAUUAAGAUUUGAUGCUUCAGACCUAAGCACACACACACACACACACACACACACCCACCCUCUUUUACCUUCUCUCUCUGUCUUACAUACACACACAUAAAUCUCUUUUUUUUCAGGUCUGGAAUACCGUAGACCUUAUGCAAAGAUACGCAUCGAAGGUCUGAAGCAGGAAGCUUCUCUAUCACUCUCAGUAGCUCAGUCAUUCACUUACAUACACUUUUGAACAAGUCACACAUACAGUGCAACACACACGCACACGCACACACACACACGCACACGCACACGCACACGCACACGCACACGCACACACAUACACAUACACACACACACACACACAGGUGCGCGCGCACACACACAUACAUAAUGGCUCUGGAGAACUCUGUCUUCACCCACCUCCCAGAAGCCCUCUCUCUCCCGGUAUCUGAGAAGGGGGAGGGGCCUGUUGCCGAGGAAACCGGUCCCGCCCCACCCGCUGGAGUGAUUGACGUAUCGGAGGAGCUGGGGCACGUGGUAACCACGGACACGGCCGCGCCCCCCGAGAAACCGGUGGCUCGGUCGUUCCAGUCCAAACUGGCUGCCCGCGAAGCCGAAGCGGCAGCCCGGCCGACCAGGAAGAAGAUCCAGCCUGGGACCGAGAAGGGCAAAUUCGGCUGGGGCCGCAGCAAGCGCAGAAGGCAGCGGUACGUGGAGAAGAACGGCCGCUGCAACGUCUCGCACGGAAACAUGAGGGAGACGUACCGCUACCUGACCGACAUCUUCACCACCCUGGUGGACCUCAACUGGCGCUGCUCGCUGUUCGUCUUCGUCAUGGCCUACGCCGUCACCUGGCUGUUCUUCGGGGCUAUCUGGUACCUGAUAGCGUACUGCAGGGGGGACCUGGACCACCUGGAGGACGAGACCUGGACGCCGUGCGUGAACAACGUCAACGGCUUCAUCUCGGCCUUCCUGUUCUCCAUCGAGACGGAGACCACCAUCGGGUACGGGCACCGCGUCAUCACGGACCAGUGCCCGGUGGGCACCAUGCUGCUGCUGCUGCAGGCCAUCCUGGGCUCCAUGGUCAACGCCUUCAUGGUGGGCUGCAUGUUCGUGAAGAUCUCGCAGCCGAACAAGCGGGCGGAGACGCUGGUGUUCUCGCGCAACGCGGUCAUCUCCCUGCGGGACGACCGGCUCUGCCUCAUGUUCCGCGUGGGCGACCUGCGGAGCUCGCACAUCGUGGGCGCCAACAUGCGCGCCAAGCUCAUCAAGUCCAAGCAGACGCAGGAGGGUGAGUUCAUUCCCCUGGAUCAGACGGACAUCAGCGUGGGGUUCGAGACGGGGGACGACCGCCUGUUCCUGGUCUCCCCGCUGGUCAUCUCCCACGAGAUCGACGCCCACUCGCCGUUCUGGGAGAUGUCGCAGGCUCACCUGGAGAAGGACGACUUCGAGAUCGUGGUCAUACUGGAGGGAAUGGUGGAGGCCACCGGUAUGACGUGCCAAGCUCGGAGCUCCUACCUGGCGGAGGAGGUGCUGUGGGGUCACAGGUUCAGUCCCAUGAUGUCACUGGCGGAAGGAUUCUUUGACAUAGAUUACGGGGCUUUCCACCACACGUUUGAGGUGGACACGCCCUCCAGCUCGGCCCGAGAGCUGUCAUUGGCCGCCGCCCGACUGGAGGCGCACCUCUAUUGGUCGAUCUCCAGCCGGCUAGACGAGGAGAAGUGGGACGGCCCCAACCUGACGGGCCAUUCGGAGAAGCAGCCCGGCAGCGGUUCGGCCAAUGGGAAGGGAGGCGUCGGGCCGACGUUCGCUCUGGGCGAGACGACAGAGACCCAGGACCAAUCAGGCCUAGGGGAGCAGAAUGGCAGUGUUACCACAGACCAAUCAGAGUCCGAAGCUUAAAGAAUGAGGAAGUGAAAUGGAGAGUGUGAAUACUUACUGAUCCAGAGCAGUCACGGCAAGCUUAUUUUAGCUAGAUUACAUAGUAUCUAUCAGACCUGGGUCAAAUGCGUAUUUGUUUUGGAUUCAAAUACUUUUCUACGCUUUACUGAUCUUGUGUCUGGUGUAUUGGAACCAAUGAAAUACUAUCAAAAAGUGCAAACUCCGCCUUCUAGUCAUAUUGGAAGGCUCAGUUACACCAGGCAAGAUCAAUGGAGCACAGAAAAGUAUUUGAAUCCAAAACAAAUACAUAUUUGACCCAGGUCAUAGUAUCUAUAUAAAACAAUACUUUAAUUACACAAGGAG